Cyprinodon tularosa is the source of this 2553-nucleotide messenger RNA. Its product is annotated as E3 SUMO-protein ligase ZBED1-like. Bases 268 to 1962 code for a protein of 564 amino acids. The record is from RefSeq and is a predicted model, not a curated record. The transcript has 3 exons. Gene Ontology annotation, molecular function: protein dimerization activity. Lineage: Eukaryota; Metazoa; Chordata; Actinopteri; Cyprinodontiformes; Cyprinodontidae.
CAGUCCAGUAGAUGUCGCUGUUGACGCACGCUGCCUUGUGUCGCAACCAUUUCCGUCCGCGGGAUAAUGCGCUGAGUCAUUCAAAAACAAAACAUGGAGCAGAUUGAGGAACUUCGUCCGGCUCCAUCACAUUUCAAAUCCGAUGUUUGGAAGCAUUUUGGAUUUAAAAACAAAGGUAAAAAUGAAGCCGAUAUGACCCACGCAAUUUGCAAACACUGCUACACCAACAUUAAAUAAUGUGGGAACACAACGAACCUAAAAUCACACAUGCAGAGGCGCCAUCCAGAAAAUCAAGAGCCGCCAGCGCCGCAAAAUGUGCUUAAACAAACAACGUUUGAUUGCAAACUAGCCCCAACAUCUACACGUGCAAAGAAGAUUACAGAGUCCAUCACCAAGUUCAUUUGCCAGGAUUUGCGACCAUAUAGUGUGGUGGAGAACCGUGGGUUCAAAAAAAUGAUCAGCACACUGGAGCCUCGUUAUAUAAUCCCGAGCCGGAAACAGUUCACUGAAGUAUUGGUCCCACGGAUGUAUGAUGAGGUGAAACUACAGGUAAAAAAAUCCCUGGACUCCGCCGAAUGCGUUGCUCUAACGUGCGAUGGGUGGACUUCACGAGCCACCGAGUCAUACAUCACGAUUACAUCUCACCACAUAAACGAUAGCUGGGAAUUAGUUUCCCAUGUAUUACAAACCAGAGCUUUGUUCGAGUCUCACACCGGUACCAACAUCGCACAGGUGCUUAGAGCAGCACUCGAAGAAUGGGAUCUGACCGACAAAGACCCUGCAAUAGUGACGGACAACGCGUCGAACAUGAACAUUGCUGCUCAGCUGGCCAAUGUGCUACGUUUCAGGUGUUUUGCUCAUACACUAAAUUUGGCAUCCCAGCGUGCCCUGAAACUUCCCGCUGUCACUAGAUUGCUAGUGAGAGUAAGACGGGUGACAACUUUUUUCAGACGCAGCACUGUUGCGUUCCAUGUACUGCGUGAGAAGCAAGCUUUGUUGAACCUCCCUCUCCACAAAUUGAUAACCGAUGUUGCUACCCGCUGGAACAGCGCACACGAUAUGCUGGAGCGCUUUUUAGAGCAACAGCCUGCCAUCCACGCUGCGCUCCUGUCUACCGAAGUACGGAAGUCUGAGAAGGAAAUCUGCACACUCACCGAUUCUGACAUAACAACUGCAGAGGAGGUUGUCGCUGCAAUGAAACCUAUGAAAGUGGCUACACUCGCCGUAUCAGAGGAGGCCAGUCCAACGCUAUCGAUUGUAGCGCCACUCCAUGCCCAACUCAUCCAUGAGCUCCAAGACAAACCGAGUGAUUCCACCUUGACAAGGGAGCUAAAAACCGCAAUGUACCAGGAUCUUAACAAGAGAUACUUAAACGAAAAGGAAGCUCUGUAUAAAGCAUCGGCUCUUGAUCCCCGUUUUAAGGCCUUGCCUUUCCUUUCCGAGGAUGAGAGGGAAGAUGUCUACAAUGGAAUAACUGCAGAAGCUACCAGGACCAAGUGGGCAUUACAGCAAAGCACAAGUGGACUUCAGUCAGACUCAAUGGACGUGGACAACGGCAGCCCAAACCCUAAACAAGAAGACAUGUCUGCUGCAUCUUCAUCAAAAACAUCCAAACGUUGUUCUCUAGCGGACCUACUUGGACAGGCGUAUGGAGCUGGAGCAGCGGGUCCUGCAAAGAAACUAAAAACUGCUGAAGACCAGGCAAAAGACGAAAUGGCAAGAUACAAGGAGGAAGCAUCCCUAGCCCUUAGUGAUAAUCCGCUUGGCUGGUGGAAAGAACAUGAGAGCCAGUAUCCUUUUCUGUCUCGAGUAGCUAAAAAACACCUGAGCAUUCCAGGUACUAGUGUCCCCUCGGAGAGAGUUUUCUCUACUGCAGGGGACAUUAUCACUGCCAAAAGGAGUGUAAUUUCCCCUGAGCACCUUGACCAGCUUCUGUUCCUAAACAAAAACAUUAAGCACUAAUAAUGGUAUUGUAGCUGUUGCCUUUGUACUUAUUACUAGUUCAACACUUGUUCAUUUGUUUUUUGAGUGGACACUGGGCACAUGCAGUUAAUGCAUUUCACUGCAAGGGAUGUUUGCAAUAUAUAUUUUAAUUUUUGAUAGUUUUUUUAAAGCCUAUGCACUUUUUUGUCUCAGUUUGUUCUCUUGUGUUUAUGAAAUGAUAUUGUUAUGAUGGCAGCUACUUCCAAAAUGUUUUCAUUUUAUUGAGUUAAAGGACCACUGAGGCCAUGAUAAUCCUUAUUUUGUUAUUUUUAGUUUUAUAAAUCCUAAGCACUUUUUGUCAAUGUGUCCACUACAACAACAGUAAUAUUUGUGUCCAGUUACAGUCAUAUUUGUUUUCAUGGCAACACCUCCAAAAGUGAUUUUAAUAAAUACAGUUAUGGAUGAAUGCAGUUGCUUUCAGUUAUUUAUCAAUUGGAAGACACUACCCAGAUCAUACUCAGCCAGUCAGCCACUUGUAAUGGCUGUAUUUUUUUCUAACAGUGUUCAGUGAAAAUAUUGCAAUGCAUCGCAAUAUUUCAAGUAUCGUGAUGCAUCGUGAUAUAAUCGCAU